Messenger RNA from Cynoglossus semilaevis (tongue sole), 7250 nucleotides. RefSeq names its product PHD finger protein 21Ab (gene phf21ab). Gene Ontology annotation, biological process: negative regulation of transcription by RNA polymerase II. Bases 869 to 3469 code for a protein of 866 amino acids. NCBI's taxonomy places the organism in Eukaryota, Metazoa, Chordata, Actinopteri, Pleuronectiformes, Cynoglossidae. Gene Ontology annotation, molecular function: chromatin binding. Gene Ontology annotation, cellular component: histone deacetylase complex. The transcript has 19 exons. The record is from RefSeq and is a predicted model, not a curated record.
UACUGCUGUUAGGUCAACUGGUCUUUAUUUAGUGGAGUACACAGGUACGUGUAGUAAAAGUUACUUUGUACGUCGUUAUGACGAAUUCUACUCCACAAACGGAUGGUAUCGGGUCAAAUUGUCCGAGUGAGGCCCGUCAUUGGUUAGGUCCAAUAACGUGAGGCCUUCUUAUAUUUGGGUCUAAACUUUUGGUUCGGUUGUCUGCCUGAAUCCAAGUCAGUGGAGUGCCCUAACCAGAAUAGCUGCGCUUGUCUUUGUUUGUGUGCGUGCGUGCGCGCGUCCUAGCGUCGACUUUCUCUCCAUAGAGUUUCACUGAGUUUACAUCCGGGUUUUUUCCCUAGGCAAUGGGAGUCGCAGCACCGCCGUUCCUUAGGCAAAGUGAAAUAAAUUCGCCGCACCGACACAAAAAGUAGUUCGUUCUCCCAACACAGUUGCCCAUCGAUAAGCAUCGCCCAUCGACCCCGCUGGGUCAACUUUUACGACGACGGGCGCCGACGUCGAGGCUUCGGUGGUGAACAAGCGGGCACCGGCGGGACGGAGAAGUAGUUUUUGUGCCCCCUUCCUCCUGCUCCGAAGCGCAGGGAUCUGUGGUGUGCUGCGGUCGGGGCUGAAUGAGAUUGAAGAAGAGUUCUUCUUGUUUUGUAGCUUCAGUUUCUCUGUUUUUACAUAUUUUUAACCCCAACCAAACAUUAAAUACGGAGACCGGACAAAGCGGUGCGGCCAGGAGGCAUAGCGGGCUCUUCGAACUCCGCUGUUCGGCCGUGGAUCGGCUUCUUUCAGAUAUAUAUUUAAUUAAUCCAGAGGAGGACUGCUGCUGAGGCAGCACAGAGGGGUGGAGUCCAGUCCCUCAGCCUAGUGCGGCUCUUUGAUGCUUCAGUUGGAUGGUUUUCCUACCGGACACGGUGUUGAGGCUGAUCGAUCGGCUGACAGACUGACUGGAUCCAUGAUGGAGUUACAGACGCUACAGGAGGCUCUGAAGGUGGAGAUCCAGAUCCAUCAGAAACUGGUGGCCCAGAUGAAGCAGGACCCUCAGAAUGCAGAUCUGAAGAAGCAGCUGCACGAGCUUCAGGCAAAGAUCACUGCGCUGAGUGAGAAGCAGAAAAAGGUUGUGGAGCAGCUGAGGAAGGAGCUGCUGGUGAAGCAGGAGCCUGAGGCCAAGCUGCAGCUGCAGGCCCAGGCUCUACCAGGAGGAGGCGACAUAAAGUCAGCUACCCUGCUGCAGAGCCAACAGAUAACAGGAGGACUGCAGCAGACGCUGACGGUGACGCCCGUCCUCACCACAAAGACUCUACCUCUGGUGCUGAAAACUGCUGCCACAACCGCCCUGCCCGGCUCUGUCCUCCAGCAGCGCCCCCCCACCGUCACAAUGGUAACCACAGCUAUCACCAAACCGGACUCACAGAACACUCCCAUCAACCUGCAGGUGGCCAGCAAGCUGACCAAUCAGAGCCCGGAGCCUGUGCGUCUGGUGUCCAAAAACGCCAUGGUGGUGCAGGCCACCACCACCUCCAACAUCACCUCCUCCACCGCCCAGCCAAUCAAAGUUCCUCAGUUUGUCCCUCCUCCUAGACUGAUGCCUCGGCCCACCUUUCAGCCACAGGUCAGGCCAAAACCAGCCACACCCACCAACAUCCCCAUCGCUCCGGCCCCUCCCCCACCCAUGAUGGCUGCCCCCCAGCUUCUCCAGAGGCCUGUUAUGUUGGCCACCAAGCUGUCGUCUUCGCUGACCUCAGCGGCGCCCAUCCACCAAGUCCGCAUCGUCAACGGUCAGCCGUGCAGUAAAACUGGCUCCACCCCACUCGCCGGCAUCGUGAUCACCACACCUGUCUCUGCCACGCCCGCUCGCCUCGCCAGCCCCGCCCAAGCCACCAACCCUAUCCCACUGUCCGCCCAACCCAUCCAGAUCAGCAGCCUGACGACUGAGCCUAAGCACACUGUCAAAGCUGGAGGUGGAGCGGAGCAGAAGGUCAUCGUCAGCCUCCCCUCCUCUUCCUCCUCGUCCUCCACUUCCACAUCAACUCCUCCUCUGUCCCCUGCUCCCAGACCGAAGAGGGAGGAGAACCCCGAGAAACUGGCCUUCAUGGUGUCUCUGGGUCUGGUCACAUACGACCACUUAGAAGAAAUUCAGAGCAAAAGGCAGGAGAGAAAGAGAAGAACGACGGCCAACCCUGUGUACAGUGGAGCGGUGUUUGAACCCGAGAGGAAGAAAAGUGCAGUCAGUUACCUGAACAGUCCGCUGCACCAAGGCACCAGGAAGAGAGGUCGCCCACCUAAAUACAGCAGCGUCCCGGAGCUGGGCAGCCUCACCCCGACCUCCCCCUCCAGUCCCGUUCAUCCCCUUCCCCUGCCCAGUCCCAGCUCUGGGGAUGGAGACAUCCAUGAGGAUUUCUGCACUGUGUGCAGACGCAGUGGCCAGUUGCUCAUGUGCGACACGUGUUCUCGUGUUUAUCACCUGGACUGCCUGGACCCACCCUUGAAAACCAUUCCUAAAGGCAUGUGGAUCUGUCCAAAAUGCCAAGAUCAGAUCCUGAAGAAAGAAGAAGCCAUUCCCUGGCCUGGAACCCUGGCUAUAGUCCAUUCCUACAUCGCCUACAAAGAAGCUAAAGAGGAGGAGAAGCAGAAGCUGAUGAAGUGGAGUUCAGAACUGAAAGUGGAGCGAGAGCAGCUGGAACAGAGAGUCAAACAGCUCAGCAACUCCAUCACAAAGUGCAUGGAGACCAAGAACACCAUCCUGGCUCGUCAGAAGGAGAUGCAGCUCUCCUUGGACAAAGUCAAACAUCUCAUCCGCCUCAUCCAAGCUUUCAACUUCAACCAAGCUCUGGCAGAAGCAGACGCUAAAGGCACUAGUGACCGAGUCCAGGACCGGCCCCAUGUGUCACUCUGUCCCCCGGCUGCACCAGAGACCACCCCUGUGGACACGGCGACGUCUGCAGACUGUCCAGCCGACAGCACGGAUGUGAACGACCAACAACAGCCGCACGGCGUCACAAACAGCUCCCAGUCAGAGGGGGGGGACGGGGGAGGAGGGAACACGAACAACCAGCCCGUGCUGAAGGACGGCGGCGUCCCGCCCACAGACGGUGGCCUCGUCCUAGCGCCGGGGGCUAAUGCUGGCUUUGUUGUGGGAGUCGGAGGGAACAGCGCAGCGGUGAGUCCGCAGUCGGAUGUUGUGACCAAGUCCGACACGGCUCCUCUGCUGGAUAUCCCCAUCAUGGCAGUGAUCGCGACGGUCGCCGCCACCACCAACGGUACGGCAGAGCCGACGAGCUCCGACCACGACUCCGCGGCUGACCUCACCACCAACUCUGAGAAGAAGACGUCCGCCGUCAGCGCUCCUGACGCAGCGUUGGAGAAUUUGCAGGAGGAGUUGAGCGACAGUGGCGGCAGCAUCAUCAACAACAGUAAAACCUCAGAACCCUCCCAGCAUUCUUUGCCAGCUCUGGUCAGCAGUUUGGACGAUAAAAAGUAACGCUCCGUCUCCUGAGUUGUGGGGAUUCAAACAUAUAUAUUAAAAAAGACGUCUGCUUGCACCGCCUGGUGCUCUGAAGUUGCCAAUCUGUAUAAAUGUUGUUUGUUUGCAUUGUAUUGUCAGACUGUGUCAAUGGUAGAUUUACAGCCCAGGUCACAUGACUCUGGGCUGUGGGCGUAGGCCACACGGCCCGCUGAGCUGAGGGCUACAGGACGGCCUACGCACCAGUGUCAUCAUGCCAACUAGUGGUGGUGGGGGUGGAGGGAACGCUGGGGGAGAAGUGCAGUUCAUCAUCACACCAGUGUGUGCCUGUUCUAGUACCCCCACCCACCCACCCCAGGUUCUCCUGCGGGGGCAGGACAUGGGUUCACCUGGGUACCAGGAUGAACCUGAAGCUGAACAUCUGUCUGAGAGGGCGAUGAUGUGAUGGGGGGGGGGACAUGUGCAGACCUUGAGUCGUUGAACCUGUCACCUUCCACCAACCCACUGAAGAGUACUACAGCAGGUCAGAACCCGGUGACGGUGACCAGCCUCCUUUAGCAGCUAACAUCAUCACUGACACCCGGCCCCCUCCCUGUCUGUCCUCGUCCACCCUGAGCAAUAAACUGACAUCAAAGCUGACCGACGUCCAGGCCCAGUGAGUCCCACAAAGUUCCAGUCUGAAGACUUGAUCCAAAACCCCUAAAACUGUGCGACAAAUAAUUUGGUUUUCAUUGAAUCCAGUCGUGAACCAAGGUCACAGAGUCCAGUACCCACCGCUGGCACUAACCAGGGUCAGAGUAAUGAUAAAGGAAAAGUUCAAAGGUCAACAUGCAGUACCUAUUCCUGACUUUAGUCCAGUCACCAAGGACUGGUCUCCAGAACUGUUUGACACCAAAGUUCUGUAGUCUUGAAUGACAUCAUCACAUAAACGCCAAGACCUGAAUCCACGUUUACACGUUUACUAACAAUGUCCACAAGGUCACUGGUCCCGUCACUGGUCCAGUCAAACUGUCAGCAUUUAGGCUAACCUCAUUAGGUGCCCCCACCCCCACCCCCACAGAAGUGUUGAUGUUCAGGAGGAGGAGGUGGUUGAGGAGGUGGGCAGAUGUUCUCAGUGCUGUUGGUCUGGUGUCGUGAUGGACUUUUUCAUUUGUGAGUCAAGUGUGUCAACUGUGAGAACUCAAUGUGAAAUUGCAAUACUGCAAUGUUACACACCCAUACACACAUACACACACACACACACACACACACACACCCCAGGGGUAUCUGGGCUGCUUGUGUUUUUAUAGGUAAAGAUAUUCAGGUCUUCCUAGUCUUCAGAAAUAAGUGCUUUUUGUUCCUGAUGAUCUUUACAUCCUGGUCCCCUUCAGACCCCGACUGCCAAAACCAUGUUGUCUCCACCCUCAGCAGGGACACUUCCACCCAACUGUAUGGACCGAUCAAGUCAACGAUGUCCUGCGGUACCGUUGAAGGAACUUGUUUUGACUUGUUGAAGGAGCAGCUCCUUCAGGUGACGGGGAGUCCUGAGAUUAAAGCACAAGCUGGCUGCAGCACAGAGGAGGCGGAGGAGUUCACCUGGAGUUUGCACCUCUCUGGUCAUGUGACCUCUCUGGUCAUGUGACUUGACCCCACAUUGCCAAUAUUUUUGUAGGAGAAACACAGAGCUGUGUGUAGUUGAUCUUUUGUCGUUUGUCUUCUGACGAGUGGGCGGGUCUUCGCCCAGUCUCCGCCCCCUCACAGUCGGACAUGUUGUCCCGCCUGGUAUGUGAUGCUGAUUGGUGAUUGGCUGGGAGGCUGUCACCUGGGUCUGUAGUUUGGGGCCGGAGCGUUAGCCAACUGUGUUGUCUUUACUCGCCGUGCCUCGAGUGGUGAUGGAUUUCGUUGUACUUUUUUCGCUCGCCCAAAGACACAUUCACCUCCAGUUGGUCUAAUGUUGGAGACCUGUGGUUUGGUAAGUCCUGUUGGUGGUGGUGGUCUUAACAACUGUUAACUAUUAAAACAAGUCUUAAGUACGAUGAGUUCUCAUCUUCACCAGAAGAUGUCACUCCAAUGGAGUGUUCCUGUUCCUGUUCCUGUUCCGUUUAUUCCACUGACUCCGGUGCAUGUGUCUUUGGGCGACCACCACAGAAUCAUCACAGGUCCUGGUCCCUGUAGUCAUAUCAUGUGGUCCAGAGUGACGGAUCAGCAUAUCUGACAUCAGCUGCACAAACUGCCUCCAUCCAGUCCAUCGGUCCCACAAACCCGGCCCGGAAAUGCCUCCUAAUGUUUUGGUCUUUUGAGAGAACCUGGAGAACACGGACAGAGAAGAGUUAGAUGUUGGUGGAGAACAGAAGAUCUGCCCGAGUCGUUGCAUUUGUCUUCAGCUGCCUGUGACAGGCGUGGGUUGUGUGUUUGUGGUCUAUGUGGGGUGGAUGUGGACUUCCUGUCUGUGUGGACCAGGGCUGUUGGUUGGCUCCUAAAAAUCAACUUCUGUAAAACAUUUUCAAAGGCCGUGGUUGUUUGUUUGGUUAGUUUUGAUGUCUGUCCAACCAGGAGGACAGGUGAUCUGUCAACAACAUGACAUCACUGUCUUCCUUCCUGAUGAGCACAGAUGGAUAUACGGUCAAAGCUGCACCUUGAGCGCCCUCUGCCUUCCUCUGUAACAAUCUGAGUUUCAAUAGAGGUUUGAUUUAUGAGACUAAAAGCAACAGCCCUGGUCUGGGCAAGUCAUGCACCGCCCCCCCAUCCUUGCCCCCCCAUCUGCAAAUGUGUUCCAGACCACCUGGACCAGUCCCUCUGUACAGUAGGUACCUAGAGUGCCUUUCUUCAAACAGCAGAUAAUAUUUGUCUCUUGACUUGCACUGUGACUUGUAGAACCUUAAAUAUUCCUUCCCAGGCCAAUCCUCAGACCCCCACCCCUGACCCCCCCCUACACCUGACCCUCCUCUGUCCAAUCCUGUCCCACCAAGCUCCACCUGGAAUCCACCAGAGCACAACCCUGGUCCCCCCACCUCAGGCUGCCAGUAGUCAAUGGAAGUCAUGUGACAGCGUCAGAUGACCAGAUAGUGUUUUGUUGUCUAAAUCUAGGAGUUGCCUUAAAUGUCUUUUAUUUUUCCUUUUUUACGUGAUUCGAUUUUUACAUUUGGAGGAGAAACAGCGGCGGAGGCGACAGAGUGUCGCUCAAUAAAGUGGUCCAAAGACGAAGUGUCCGUCCUGUGACGUUUGUCAGUGUGGUGACCAGCUGUCAGCAGUAUUACUGUAGGAUCUAACGGCACCAAAGUGCAGGUCCUAGAUGUGGACUCGAGGAUCUAGUCCACAUGUAGACAGGAAAGAGUUUUGGUCUUCAUCCUCUAACAAAAAACCAACAAAUCUUUAUCAUCGUCCUCCGACAGGAAACAUUUCGUGUUUUCUCCUUUAGUCUCACGUUGACGUUCUUGAAGGUGUUUGGACCAAGUACCAGACUCUUCUCUAGUUCUGACUGGAACCUCAGUUCUUAACCAUGUUCCAGGGUCAUUGGGUAGUGGGGGGGAUGGGGGCUGCAGCUGAUGACCUUCAAAUAAGAUUAUCCCCACACCACAGGUAGAUGUCACUGUUAGAAACAGACGAGAGUAACAACUCUGCUGGUAGCGCCACCUGCAGGGAGUUAGUAGUCGUUUUUGGUUUUGGUCUCUGACACUACCAUUAGUCUGAAUGGGCUGAAUAUCUGACCUGCUUGUCCUGCCCUUUGACCUCUCUGAGUCAUGUGUUGGUCGACUAGACUGACCGUGGGCCCAGGUUUGAGCCCACUCAGACUGAGAAGGUGAACGUGGAGUACCAACAU